AUGGGUCAGUCACCUUCCUCUGAACGCUCUGACUCAAAGGCUCAUAAUUUGGCCUCCAGCUUCAAGGAGUUUUUUAAGGAUUUCAAGAUGGAAAGCAAAGUCCUUUCUCCUGAAGCUAUCACUUUGAUUAAAUCAAGUCUGGAGAAAGGGAAUGUUGAGGAGACAGCUUCCGUUAUCAGCAAUGCAUUGAAAGAUAUUAAGAAUGCCCCACUCAACAUUGCUGUGACAGGUGAGUCUGGGUCAGGAAAAUCCAGUUUCAUCAAUGCCCUGCGGGGCAUUGGACAUGAGGACGAGGAUGCAGCACCUGUUGGGGUGGUAGAGACAACUAUGGAGAGAACGCCAUACCUACAUUCAAAGCUUCCCAAUGUGACAAUAUGGGAUCUGCCUGGCAUUGGGACUACUAAAUUCAAGCCACAGGAUUAUCUGAAGGCAAUGAAAUUUGGUGAGUAUGACUUCUUUAUUAUUAUUUGUGCUACGCGCUUCAAAGACACGGAUUCACAACUGGCUAAAAUCAUUGGAAAAAUGAAGAAGAAUUUCUACUUUGUUCGAUCCAAGGUAGAUAGUGAUUUACACAAUCUACAAAGGAGUAAACCCAAUACAUUCAAAAAGGAUGUGGCCCUUGAACAGAUGCGAAAUGACUGUCUGAAACAGCUGCAGGACAUCAAAGUGAAAGACCCUCAAGUCUUCUUAAUCUCCAGCAUGAAUGUAUCUGCCUAUGAUUUCCCAAAUUUGGAGAACACCCUUCUGGAGGAGCUUCCAGCUCACAAGCGCCACAUCUUCAUUCAAUGCCUGCCUAAUGUUACUGAUACUGCCAUUGAUCGGAAGAAGGACUCCCUGAAGCAGAUCAUCUUGCUGGAGGCCUUGAAAGCUGGAGCAUCUGCCACCAUCCCUAUCAUGGGAUUCAUCAGUGAUCAAGAUGUGGAGAAGUUAGAGAAGACCUUAAUUCUCUAUAGGUCUUACUUUGGGCUGGAUGAUGCAUCCCUGGAAAGCACGGCCAAGUAUUUGCAAUUGUCAGUAGAGGAACUCAAGGCAAAAAUCAAAUCUCCACAUUUGCUGUCAAUUGAGAAGCAAGAGGAGACCUUAGGGGAAAAGCUGUUGAAUCUUGUGGAAAAAUUCUGCUCUAUCAGUGGAGGCUUUCUUGCUACUGGUCUCUACUUUAGAAAGACCUACUAUUUACAAAAUGUUUUCCUUGACACCGUGGUGGAUGAUGCUAAAAUUCUUCAAAAAGAGAUUCUUAAGGCCAGCAUUGGUUCUGAGUAG
Messenger RNA from Orycteropus afer afer, 1260 nucleotides. Its product is annotated as T-cell-specific guanine nucleotide triphosphate-binding protein 2-like. The transcript has a single exon. NCBI's taxonomy places the organism in Eukaryota, Metazoa, Chordata, Mammalia, Tubulidentata, Orycteropodidae. The coding region runs from base 1 to 1260 and encodes 419 amino acids. Gene Ontology annotation, biological process: defense response; cellular response to interferon-beta. The record is from RefSeq and is a predicted model, not a curated record. Gene Ontology annotation, molecular function: GTP binding; GTPase activity. Gene Ontology annotation, cellular component: endoplasmic reticulum membrane.